AUGUUGGGAACACGGGAGGGCAUGUCUUUGCGACAGCGGCGACAUGGCCCAAUUGACCGCUUGGGUCUCGAUGCAAGUCGUGGGCCGCGUGGGUCGUGUGGGUAUCCGUGGCUAGAAGCCGUCUCGCCUUGGCGACCAUCGGGCGCAUCCACUGAACGAAUGGCAGACCCGCUCCUGGCAGUUGAGGAGGUCGAGGUGGAUCACGAGAAGGAAGAGGAUCCUCAUGUCGAGUUGGGGCAAAGCGGCAAGCUGAAUAGAGUAAAACUAGCCGUUCCUGAGUCCUGCUCGAUGGAGGAUCAUGAGAAGAGAUUAUCCUUCAUCGAGAAUGACUAA
Messenger RNA from Penicillium oxalicum, 333 nucleotides. RefSeq lists its product as uncharacterized. The coding region runs from base 1 to 333 and encodes 110 amino acids. NCBI's taxonomy places the organism in Eukaryota, Fungi, Ascomycota, Eurotiomycetes, Eurotiales, Aspergillaceae. The transcript has a single exon. The record is from RefSeq and is a predicted model, not a curated record.